This is a messenger RNA of Chenopodium quinoa (quinoa), 1692 nucleotides long. RefSeq names its product beta-amyrin 28-oxidase-like. Gene Ontology annotation, biological process: sterol metabolic process. The transcript is spliced from 4 exons. NCBI's taxonomy places the organism in Eukaryota, Viridiplantae, Streptophyta, Magnoliopsida, Caryophyllales, Amaranthaceae. The record is from RefSeq and is a predicted model, not a curated record. Gene Ontology annotation, molecular function: iron ion binding; monooxygenase activity; oxidoreductase activity, acting on paired donors, with incorporation or reduction of molecular oxygen. Bases 73 to 1524 code for a protein of 483 amino acids.
AAUAGACACAACCUUCAAAGUAUUAGUGAAAAUUAACUCUAAAUUAGCAUCCACCACCAAAAAAAAAAAACCAUGGAGCUCUUCUUCUUGGCUAGCAUAGCCCUUAUUUCCUCCUUAUCUCUACCUUUUCUCUAUCUAUUCUAUAGGCAUUAUUCGACCUGGGGGUACAAGCUACCCCCAGGAUCGAUGGGAUGGCCCGUGGUGGGCGAAUCCCUAGAGUUUUUCUCUACCGGUUGGAAGGGAUACCCGGAGAAGUUCAUCUUUGAUAGACUUAAAAAGUACAAACCUAGCCAAGUGUUCAAGACUUCCAUCUUUGGUGAAAAGGUUGCAAUUUUAUGUGGCGCGACAGGUAACAAAUUCUUGUACUCGAACGAGAACAAGUUAGUACAAGCUUGGUGGCCUAAAUCAGUUGACAAGAUCUUUCCUGCUGCCACCCAACAUUCCUCCAUAGAAGAAGCUAGGACUAUGCGGAAGCUUAUCCCUCUUUUCCUUAAGCCCGAAUCUUUACAAAGGUACAUACCCAUCAUGGACACCAUAGCCACCAGGCACAUGGAGUCCGGGUGGGAGGGCAAGGACAAGGUAGAAGUGUUCCCAUUAGCUAAGCGAUACACCUUUUGGGUGGCUUGUAGGCUCUUCUUGAGCAUUGAGGACCCGGUCCAUGUAGCCAAGUUCGCGGACCCCUUCAAUGAGAUAGCCGCAGGGAUCAUAUCCAUCCCAAUAGAUCUCCCAGGGACACCGUUCCACAAAGGGAUCAAAUCUUCUGAAAUCGUAAGGAAAGAGUUGAGUGCAAUUAUCAAGCAAAGGAAAUUAGACUUAGCAGAUGGCAAAGCUUCACCUACACAAGAUAUUCUAUCUCAUAUGUUGUUAACUUCUACUGAUGAUGGGAAGUUUAUGAAUGAAAUGGAUAUUGCUAAUAAAAUUUUGGGACUUCUUAUUGGUGGACAUGAUACUGCUAGUGCUUCUUGUACCUUUAUUGUCAAGUUUCUUGCUGAACUUCCUCACAUCUAUGAAGGUGUUUACAAAGAGCAAAUGGAGAUAGCAAAUUCAAAAAAACCAGGGGAGCUUCUAAAUUGGGAGGACAUACAAAAGAUGAAAUACUCAUGGAAUGUGGCAUGUGAAGUGAUGCGUUUGGCUCCUCCACUCCAAGGUGGUUUUAGAGAAGCCAUUUCCGACUUUAUGUACAACGGGUUCCAAAUUCCCAAGGGCUGGAAGCUAUAUUGGAGUGCAAAUACAACACAUUUGAACCCAGAAUUUUUCCCUGAACCGACGAAAUUCGACCCAUCGAGGUUCGAUGGGUCCGGGCCAGCACCAUACACAUUCGUACCCUUUGGAGGGGGACCAAGAAUGUGCCCAGGAAAAGAGUAUGCAAGACUAGAGAUAUUGGUGUUCAUGUACCAUAUUGUCAAGAGGUUUAAAUGGGAAAAAGUGCUUCCUAGUGAGAAAGUUAUUGUUAAUCCCAUGCCUAUUCCGGAGCACGGCCUUCCCGUCCGCCUUUUCCCACAUCCUCAAACCACGGUUGCUUAAUUUGAUUAGGAUUCGGGGAUUCUCCUCAUACUAUUUUUAAACUCUUGAUCUAAAUAAAGUAUAAAUUUAAUUUAAUUUAACAAGUAUCCUUUGUAUGUUUAGUAUUGCCCUUCGUAUUACCCUAUAUUAUACUCCUUACGUCUCUAAAUUAAAAGUUAUUUCUCUUUA